Molecule: messenger RNA, 5251 nt
Organism: Filobasidium floriforme
Lineage: Eukaryota; Fungi; Basidiomycota; Tremellomycetes; Filobasidiales; Filobasidiaceae
Exons: 12
Coding region: 143-5083 (1646 amino acids)
Biological process (GO): transmembrane transport
Cellular component (GO): membrane
Molecular function (GO): ATP binding; ABC-type transporter activity; ATP hydrolysis activity
Source: RefSeq, a predicted model, not a curated record
CCCACAUAUUCCCGCCUCUUCAAUUCGUUCGUCUCGAUACCAACUCUUUCCUCUUCCUUCAUAAUCAUACCCAACAGUGUCGAAAGAGGACGUCUAGCCGCCACUGUCCAUCUAGGACGAAAGCAGACAGAGAGACUCAACCAUGUCUUACGACGAUCGCGAUCGUGAUGCCGAUCCCGCGAACGAUCGAGCCGUGGUUCAGCCAUACAUCCUCGGGCCACCCGUCUCGACGACGUCGAACGUCGCACCUACAACGACAACGACCUCGACCAUAAUACCCGUGUCAUCAACAUUGCCAAUGCAAGAAGAACCAGUGCCUGAGCAGACUGAAGAGGAAUUGCAAGACGUCGACCUCGGGUCGAAAAAGGAGGAUGCCGAUUUCGCUGACGAAUCCACUGUACGAGGUUCGGACAGCAACAAUGGCUCGUCUUCCCAGUCCACCAAGGUCAAGGACUUUGACUCUACCACCGUCAGUCGACAAGAGACGCCUCGAAGCAAGCCGCUCGAGUUGAACGAAAAGCAGACGGCUCGACCCGUCAGCGUCCGUCUACCGAGUGGUGAGCGGGACGGCGAUAAUGAGAAAAAGGCCGUUGAUGAUAAUGGCAACGUCGUCGAGCUCGACGGGGACAAGGUCUUCCUAGGGACCGAAGCUCUGACGGGGAAGGCGAUCAUCAAGGACAAGAUGGUCUUGUCCGGAGGACCUUAUACCGAACCUCGAUAUCACCAUUCUUUGCCCCUCCCGUUCAUGAAACCUAAACACCCGCCCCCUCCUCCGCCGGACUCCCUGGACGAUGCUAAACCCUUACCAGAUGCUAAGGCCAACAUCUUUUCCCUCAUCACCUUUUCCUGGAUCACCAAUAUCAUGGCCCUGGGAGCGUCUCGACAGUUGGCUCCGGAAGACUUGUACCGCUUACCACCCGAUAGGGAAGCCGAUGCCCUCUCGAGGAAACUCCAAGCCAACUUUCAGAAGCGGUGGAACGAUGCCGACGAGUACAAUAUCAAACUCGAGAAGGGCGAGAUCAAGCCUCCACUGAAGAAACGGAUCAAGUGGGCUUUCGGAAAGGGGGAGGAAAAGGGAAAGACGAGGGCGGAGAAGGAAGAGGAUUGGAAGAAUAGGACGGGGAAGCAGAAGCCUAACCUCGCUUGGGCUCUGACGGACGUGUUUGGGUGGUACUUCUGGUCGGCCGGAGCUAUCAAGGUUGUAGGUGACUUGUCGCAGGUCAUGACGUCCCUCUUGGUCAAGGCCAUCAUUCGAUUCUCUACCGAACACACCAACGCUCGGAGGGCUGGAACCGAUGCGCCCAGUGUCGGACGGGGCGUGGGAAUGUGUAUCGGGUUGUUCUGCCUGUUGAUGCUGGCGACCCUGUGUGUUAAUCACUUUUUUAUGAGGUCGGCUGGGACGGGUGUGUUGGCCAGGGCCGCGUUGAUUUCGGCUUUGUAUGAACGUGCGAUCAACCUGACCAACCGAUCUAGAAUUCAACAUCCCAACGGAAAGCUGGUCAACCAUAUCAGUACCGAUAUCUCGCGUAUCGACUUCGCCGCGGGAAUGUUCCACAUGGUCUGGACUGCACCGAUCCAAUUCGUCGUCGUCGUUAUCAUCUUGCUCGUUCAGAUCAAGGCGAGCGCGCUCGUCGGUAUCGCCUUCCUCCUCAUCUUGUCUCCCGGUCAGACCUCUAUCAUCAAGCACCUCUUUGUGAUCCGUCGAAAGGCCAUGGUCUGGACCGACAAACGAGCCAGGCUGUUGCAGGAGCUUUUGGCCGGGAUGAAGGUCGUCAAGCUCAUGGCGUGGGAGAAACCGUUCCUCAAGCGACUCGACGGGAUCAGGCAGAACGAGUUGAAGUAUAUCAGGAAGUUGAUGGUCACUAGGAGUGCGAACAUGGCCAUCGCCAUGAGUAUCCCCGUCAUCGCCGCCAUCUUAUCUUUCGUGACCUACGCAUCGACCGGAGGAGACCUUGACCCGGCCACGCUCUUUACCGUCUUGACGCUGUUCCAGCUGUUGCGACUGCCCUUGAUGAUUUACCCGAUGACCUUGAGCGCCAUCACCGAUGCAUACAACGCGUUGGGACGAUUAUCGAACGUUUUCAUGGCCGAGGUCUUUGCCGAGACCAGGAUUGUCGACGAGAACUCCGACUAUGCCGUCAAAAUCGAGUCUGCCACCUUCACGUGGGACUCUUCCGAAAAGCCCGUACCGGACGACCCCAAAGCGAAGAAGGGCGGAUUCGGAGGAGCAGGCAAGAACGGUCAAGCCGGAAAGCGCCAGCGAUUCGGUGACAGGGCCAAGAAGCCUUUCCGAUGGAUCAGGAACAGGAAGACUGGCAAAGUCGAGGUCGCACAAGAAAUGCACGCCGAGAUCGCGGCUGGAAAACCUGGUAUCGCAGAAGCCGCUGGCGGUGAGACGGCUGCACAGCCGGGUCUCAGUCCGGAUGCAGAAGCAGAGGCGGAUGGCGAAGUCGAAGCCGUCGAGCGGGUAUUCCAGCUCAAGGACGUCAAUCUCGAGAUUCCUAGGAAUUGCUUCAUCGCCGUUGUUGGAGAAAUUGGCUCAGGAAAAUCGUCGCUGUUGAGUGCGCUCUUUGGCGAAAUGAGGCGUACCGAGGGUAAAGUCAUGUUUGGAGGUAGCUCGGCUUCUUGCUCGCAAGUACCCUGGAUCUGCAACGCGACCGUCCGAGAGAACAUUCUGUUUGGAAGGCCUUUCGACGAGGAGCGAUACUGGGACGUCAUCCAUCAAGCUUGUCUGGAGACCGAUCUGGAUCUGCUGCCUAACGGUGAUGCCGAGACAAUCGGAGAAAAGGGUGUCAACCUCUCCGGAGGACAAAAGGCACGAGUCAACAUUGCACGUGCCAUCUACCACCAGGCCGACAUUACCGCGUUCGAUGAUCCGCUCGCUGCCGUCGACCCUGGUAUCGCUUCUCUACUUUUCGAAGCGAUUGCCAACAUGAGCGGAACCAGGAUUCUGGUUACCCAUGCUAUCCAUCUUGUGCCGGCUUGCGAUUACAUCAUUACCAUGCAUGACGGCGAGAUCGCGGAGCGGGGAACUUACGAGGAACUUAAGACUGCCAACGGCGCUUUCGCUCAGCUCAUGCGAGAAUUCGCCAAUGAUGAGAAGAAGGAAGUCACUGAAGAGGUCAAUGAGGAAAUCGAGCAGGAGGCUAUCGAGGAGGCUACUCCCGGCAGGGUAUCCUUGCCUCGUGAGAGGAUGACGGCGAGUCUCGGUAGCACGCUGAUGUCUACCGAGGUCGUUCACACCGGCAACAUGGGCUCCAAAACUUACGGAGGAUGGCUCAAGGCCGCCAAUGGUUGGGUGACGGUCCCGUUACUCCUGAUAGCGGUAACCAUCUCUCAGGCUCUGACGAUCAUCACCUCAUACUGGCUUGUAUACUGGCAAGAGGAUCAGUUCAACCGACCUUACUCUUUCUACGAAGGUCUCUACGUCCUUCUCGGUCUCGGCUCAGCCUUUUCGCUCUUCUUGAUGGGAGUCGUGCAGGCCUUGGCAGUCUUCCGAGCCAGUGUUGCCUUGCAUGACGGCAUGAUCACGCGGAUCAUGCACGCUCCUAGCUCGUGGUACGACACCACCCCUCUUGGACGAAUCUUGAACCGACUGACAAAGGAUAUCGACACCCUGGACAACACUCUUGGAGACGCCAUGCGAAUGGCAAUCACGACUGGAGCCAGCAUUAUCGGAGCGAUCGUCUUGAUCGCCAUCGUCGAACCUUACUUCUUGAUCGCCGUCUGUGGCAUCUUUACGAUCUACUUCCAGCUCGCCUGGUGGUAUCAGAAGAGUGCCCUCGCUUUCAAGCGUAUCGACGGUGUCUUGAGGAGUCCUCUAUAUGCGCACUUUUCGGAAUCCCUCGCGGGAGUCGCUGUCAUCAGGAGUUUCGACGCCUCGAAGCGAUUCAUCGAAGACAAUUGUCGUUAUAUGUCCAUCGAGAACCGAGCGUACUAUUUGACCGUCGUCAACCAGAGAUGGUUGGCGAUCAGGCUCGACUUUUUGGGCAGCACCUUGACGUUUAUCGUCGGAAUCAUCGUUGUCGUUGGGACGGACCGAAUCUCGCCAGCUCAAGGAGGAUUGAUCUUGUCCUACAUGAUCACUGUUCAACAAAACUUUUCCUGGUUGUGUCGACAGGUCGCCGAAGUCAUCAACGACAUGGCGUCCGCCGAGCGUGUCUUGGAGUACACCAACGACUUGGACCAAGAAGCCCCUCACGACAUCCCUGACGCCAAGCCUCCUGCUACCUGGCCGUCGGAGGGUAGGAUCACGUUUGACCAUGUUACUAUGGGCUACCGACCCGAGCUUCCCGCUGUACUCAAGGACCUGUCAAUGGACAUUGGCAACGCCGAAAAGAUUGCGGUCGUAGGAAGGACCGGAGCUGGAAAGUCCACGAUCAUGAGUACUUUGUAUAGACUGGUCGAGCUGCGUUCUGGAUCAAUCAAGAUCGAUGGUCUCGAUAUCUCGACAUUGGGUCUCUCCGACCUCAGAGGAGCGCUCUCGAUCAUCCCGCAAGAAGCUGUGCUCUUCAGUGGAACUAUCCGUUCCAACAUUGAUCCCUUUAGCGAAAAGACCGACGCCGAGCUCUGGGACGCUCUUCGACGAGCUCACUUGGUCGACUCUCAAACGAGCGAUCUGGCUAUCAGGAAGAGCAUGACCUUGGACGGCACCACCGGCACCGCGUCCCCGGAUUCGGCCCCGACGCCGGUCUCCCGUUUCACGUUGGAUACCCAGGUCGAUGAGGAUGGAAGCAACUUUUCGGCUGGGGAACGUAGUCUUGUCAGCUUGGCCCGUGCUCUGGUGCGGGAUGCCAAGAUCGUCGUGUUGGAUGAGGCCACUGCUGCUGUCGAUCUCGCCACCGACGCUAAGAUCCAGCAGACCAUCAGACAUGAGUUCAAAGACAAGACUUUGCUGUGCAUUGCUCACCGACUUCGAACGAUCCUCUAUUACGACCGAGUCCUCGUCAUGUCGGCCGGAGAGAUUGCCGAAUUCGAUACACCGGAGAACCUUUUCCUUCAGGGUGGAGCGUUCGCCGAGAUGUGUGAAAAGUCGAACAUCGACCUCAAUGAGAUUCGACAGGCCGCUUUGCUUCGGAAUUAGAGCAGGGACCGUGACCAGAUGGAUCCAUAAUAUGUAGCGAAAAGAAGGGAGAUAUCGAUAGAACUUUGUCUUGUAGGACGUUGUGGUAUAUCUAGUGGUGUGUGUAUGCUCCAAAAUGUAGCAUGUAAUUCAUGUAAUCGAAAUCCGCAUCGAGUCUGUGAACUUGUG